Messenger RNA from Botrytis fragariae, 2937 nucleotides. RefSeq names its product putative external nadh-ubiquinone oxidoreductase protein. Lineage: Eukaryota; Fungi; Ascomycota; Leotiomycetes; Helotiales; Sclerotiniaceae. The record is from RefSeq and is a predicted model, not a curated record. Gene Ontology annotation, molecular function: acyltransferase activity, transferring groups other than amino-acyl groups; NADH dehydrogenase activity. The transcript has 7 exons. Bases 1 to 2700 code for a protein of 899 amino acids.
AUGGACUUCACCAUAUCUCGACUUACAGAAGAUGACAUACCUGGAGCUGUGAACACCAUUCAGGAAGCAUUUAAAGAAGAUCCUUACAACCUGUGGAUUUACAAUGAUCGAUCAAAGGUAGAGUUUUUCUUUGAAUUUUCAAGCGUCGUAGCAAGUAUUGGUUCCGAUUCGUCUAUAGCUGAAAUCAUCACGAAAGCGUGUUUCUUGAACCUAGUCAGAAACUCGGUAUCUCUUGGCAUUCGAUGUCGAUGGGGAAUUCGAAACGGCUUGUUCUACGUUGCUAAAGACUCUCAAAGUCAUAGAGUUUUAGGCGUUGCAAUGUGGUUACCACCCAAAUCUGCUGGAUCGCCGGAGACGUGGGCAGAAUGGAUUGACAGUUGGGCCAUGUGGGCUCAACAAGUUGGUAUGAAUAUUUGGUACGGUCGAGGUGGCCUAAAUGUGAAGCGUUAUUACAUCUGGAAGGACAGGCAAGCAGAAGCCCAAUCUGAUAUUUGGACCGAUCCCCGAGGAUACUACUUUCUAAAUAUAAUGGUUGUUCAUCCUGAUGCUCAAGGAAGAGGAAUCGGAAAAGCGCUAGCAAAGGAAGUAACCAGCAUUGCUGACGCAGAAGGGAAAAGAUGCUAUCUUGAAUCUAGUCGGGAUGUUCCCAACAUGAAGAUAUACGAAACCUUCGGAUUCCAUUUUGAAAAGAAGAUGGUUUGCGACGACGAAGGUGAUACUUGCAAUAUCUAUUGUAUGAUUAGAGAACCACAAACAGACUCGAAAGGAUCUAAAAAGGAUGGCGCCGAAGAGUCUGAUUUUGGUGGCGGACUCCACAUACCAAAUCUUACAAACCGAAUUGACAUUCCUCGAAUACAAGUGGUGAAGAAAAGUCUAGUCUGUGGUCUCCGUCACAGUGCCACCGAAGUACCACCUAAGCAGACCCACGAUGGCACAAUUUCAACAUACCAUGCGAGCUCUAGGAGUAUGGCGUUAGCGACAAGAAUGAUGAGGUUACCGACUUCAGCUGUUGGUCUUCGAACUAUCGCUCAACGAUCAUAUGCGACAUCAAAUCGGGUCCUUCUCUCAAGUGCGCGACCCAAUGCCAGAGUCAAUGUCAACAAGACUGCAAUCUCCCAAAUUGCUCAACGUACUUACGCAGAUGUUGCUCCUGUUACUGUUAAGAAGCCAAAGCGAUUUAGAUUCUUGAGAUAUAGUUGGCGUCUCACAUAUUUGUCUUUGAUCGGAGGGGCCGCUUAUCUUGGAUAUGAAGUUUGGGAACUUCGACAUCCAGAGGAGCAAUUCCAGCCAGAUCCAACCAAGAAAAAUUUGGUCAUUCUUGGUACUGGAUGGGGUGCUGUUUCUCUUUUGAAGAAACUCGACACGGAAAACUACAAUGUUAUUGUUAUCUCCCCACGAAACUACUUCCUGUUCACCCCUCUUUUGCCAUCAUGCACAACCGGUACCGUCGAGCACAGAUCUAUCAUGGAGCCUAUCAGAAGCAUAACCAGACAUAAGAAAGCUGCUGUCAAAUUCUACGAAGCCGAAGCCACUAAAAUCGACCCCGAGAAGAAGACUAUUUCCAUCAACGACAACUCUGAUGUCAAAGGAGCUUCCCACACAACCGAGGUCUCAUACGAUAUGUUGGUCGUCAGUGUUGGUGCAGAAAACGCAACUUUUGGAAUUCCUGGUGUCAAGGAGCAUUCUUGCUUCUUGAAGGAGAUCGGUGACGCACAAGCAAUCAGAAAGAAGAUUAUGGAUUGUGUAGAGACUGCCACUUUCAAGGACCAAUCUCCAGAGGAAGUUGAACGUCUUUUGCACAUGGUUGUCGUUGGUGGUGGACCUACUGGUGUUGAAUUCGCUGGUGAGCUCCAAGAUUUCUUCGAUCAAGAUAUUAAGAAGUGGGUUCCAGAAAUUAGCGACAAGUUCAAGGUUACCCUCAUUGAAGCUCUUCCAAAUGUUCUUCCUAUGUUCUCCAAGCAAUUGAUCGAAUACACCGAGUCAACUUUCAAGGAAGAGAAAAUUACUAUCAAGACUAAGACGGCCGUUAAGAAGGUCACUGAUAAGACCGUCGAAGCCGAGGCCACUGGACCAGAUGGAAAGAAGUUCACUGAGGUCAUGCCUUACGGUCUCCUUGUUUGGGCCACCGGAAAUGCCGUCCGCCCUGUUGUCAAGGACCUCAUGGCACAAAUCCCCGCCCAAAAAGACUCAAGGAGAGGUCUCGCCGUGAACGAAUAUCUCGUUGUUCAAGGAACCAAAGAUAUUUGGGCCACUGGUGAUUGCGCAGUUGCAGGAUAUGCACCAACAGCUCAAGUAGCAUCGCAAGAAGGAGCUUUCUUAGCCCGUCUCUUUAACACCAUGGCAAAGACCGAUACCAUCGAACAUGAAAUCCAAGAGUUGAGUUCAUCCUUGAACCUUGGUCCUGGAAACGCCGCCCAAGUUGCCAAGGAUAUUGAAGCACAUGAGAAGCAAUUGAGAAGAAUUAAGGAUAUCAAGCCGUUCCACUACACACAUCAAGGUUCCUUGGCAUACAUUGGUAGUGAAAGAGCCGUUGCAGAUGUUAGCUGGUUAAAUGGUAACUUUGCUACCGGUGGUAAUUUGACAUAUUUGUUCUGGAGAAGUGCAUACUUGAGCAUGUGUUUCAGCACGCGCAAUCGUGUUUUGGUGGUUCUCGAUUGGCUCAAGUCUAAGACUUUCGGCCGUGAUGUUUCUAGAGAAUAGAUGGUUAGAGAGAGUGGUUAAAAAAGAAAAUUGGCGGGCUGGUCGGGAUAGAUGGGAAUGAGGAGCGCGUGUAACAAAUAACGAAUUUUCGGGAUAGACUGGUUUUGGUUCCUUCUUGAACUUUGCAUUGGUGUUUUUUUAUAGAAUCUCCGGCUCGAGCUCGUGGAGAGUCGUUCAGGGAGUUCGAGGGCGCUGCUAUACUAUACUCAGAGGAUUGAAUGAAUAUGAUCAUUUUUC